Messenger RNA from Notechis scutatus (mainland tiger snake), 674 nucleotides. NCBI's taxonomy places the organism in Eukaryota, Metazoa, Chordata, Lepidosauria, Squamata, Elapidae. The record is from RefSeq and is a predicted model, not a curated record.
GCGGAGCCGCCGGCGUAGGGUGGGCCUAGGCGGCCUUUCGGAGCCUCGGGCUGGAGUGAGAGGCCAGUCCGUUUGAGGCGGCGGGGAAUCUGGGGAGGCUCCGCGGCCGGACGCGGCCUUUCUCCGGCUCCAGGACGGGCUAGGAACAGACGGACAUGUCUGCUGAUCCCCGGCCAGGCUGGAGGCCCUGGAGAAGCCGGCCGAAGGAGGAAGAAGAAGAAGACACAGGGCCAAGGACGGGUCCAGGCGCGCAGUUGGGAGAGCCGGGGAAAUAUGCCUACGCAGCUCUCUGUGCGGUUUCCUUGGCCUCGUUGUUUCCAGACCAGGAGGAAAGCGCCUACAGGACGGGAGUGGUGGAGAACCUGGUCAGGUGGCUGGAGCUGUCGGACACCGUGAUGCCAUCCAUGCUGGCCUUUGCCGGAGGUCUGGGGGCUGAAGGGACGGAGACCUUCGCUCGGAUUCUUCUGAGCGAGCCGCUCCUGGCGGAUCAGCCCGGCUCUGUUAUGCGGGACCUGGUCUCCUUUUCUCUCAAGGAUGGGAUUGUGACGGCCCUCACCUGGCCUGCUUCGCUGCUGGCGGUGGCUGGUGUGAUCGACAACCCCUGGGGUGUGUGUCUCCAUCGCUCCACUGAGGUGGGGAAACACUUGGCGCAGAUACUUCUCAGCCGGCGGCAG